Ostertagia ostertagi is the source of this 261-nucleotide messenger RNA. NCBI's taxonomy places the organism in Eukaryota, Metazoa, Nematoda, Chromadorea, Rhabditida, Trichostrongylidae. The record is from the annotation of a GenBank genome assembly.
AUGGGACAUGUGUGGUGCACAUGGCUAUUGGUGGCUCGUGCCAUGGGGAUGAGGAUUGCGGCGGUGGAAGCAAGUGCAAGUCCAACAUUUGCAGAUGUGCCUCGGGUCAACAUGCUGUACUUGGCGAGUGCGUCUCCACAGAAUGCAAUUCGAAUCAGAUAUCCUAGAUGGCCGUUGUGUCAAUCGUGCGGCUAUUGGAGAGCCGUGCAAAAGCUCCCUUCAGUGCAUCUCAAACUCGCGAUGUCUAAACAACAAGUGUGA